Molecule: messenger RNA, 5218 nt
Organism: Ostrea edulis (European flat oyster)
Lineage: Eukaryota; Metazoa; Mollusca; Bivalvia; Ostreida; Ostreidae
Exons: 13
Coding region: 799-2196 (465 amino acids)
Biological process (GO): protein phosphorylation
Molecular function (GO): ATP binding; protein kinase activity
Source: RefSeq, a predicted model, not a curated record
UUAAAGUACUGAAAGCAGCUGCGCCGGGCUCUUAUGAUGACAUACGGUGUGAGGUCGAUCCGUCCCACUGUCGAUCAGUCCCUAGUCGAUCGGUUCCAGAUGGUCCGUCCCCUGGUCGAUUCGGCCCAUUUUCCUUAGUCGAUCCGGCCCCUCCAAAUUUUUUUUAUUAAAGAUAUAAUAAAUUAAUUACUUAAGAAAGAGGGGAUGUUUUUGCAUGCAUAUUGCAGUUAUUAUCAAAAUUAAAUAACUGUCAGAGUUAGGUAUGUAAACAAAAUUGUUUAUACAACUCUUUGGCUUUAUCAUCUUCACAAGAUAAAGCUUUAUAAUUUUUGUUUGAAGUGAAAUAAUCAGUACAAUUGGUUAUUAAAAGGUCUGCUCCUUAAUUAUUGUAAAAACAUCAUUAUUUAAGUUUGUACAGCAAUCAAUGUAAAAGUGUGUCCAUUAUUCGUUGUGAAAACACCUUAGUGAAAACACUUUUAGAGGUUUUAUAACUGCAUUGUUGUGCAAACUUUGAUCAUUAAUUGUGAGCUUACAGUAACCUAACUUUAAGUUUUAAAAAAAAACUCCAGAAGUUCAAAGAAUUGCUCAAAGCUUAGGGAUAUUUUUCAUCUACUGUUUGAAACCAAGGAUAUGUCAGCCAAUCUUCAAUAUGGCCCAUCAUUCUAACAAUGGAGUUUCCAUGCCAGUACUGUCACCAGGAGGUCCGACCCAGGCAGCAAGUAUUAGAGUGUGAAAAGUGCACAAAGUGGCAGCAUCGUACAUGCAACACAGACCAACAUACUGACACAGGAAUAGAGAAUGUCGGAAUGCACGGAGCACAGCAGCUUAGAUGAACAUGGUUCAAGGGGAAUAACUCCUGUUUCUGAUGAAAAAUGUGGUGGAGAGUUUCCUUCAGAGACGGGGGAUCACGGCCGGGUCUCACAGAAUGCCGGGUCAAAAUCUCUACAAAUUACAGGUCGCAAUAAAGACACAGUGUCUAGUCAAAUUGAAAAUCUGUCUCCAACAACUAGAGGGAAACUACAGCUUAUAAUAGAGAGCCUUAGCAACCACACAGCUGUAGUAGGUGAAGAUGAGAGGGGACUGCCAACUGUACAGUAUAACCAGAAACAGAAACUUUACUGGGAUGGUUCAAAUGCAAACAAGAUUGCUGUGCCAAAGUCCGACCAAGAUCUCAAAACUAAGACGAGUGUCUGUCUGGAAAUGUUAGAAUAUAUGAAGUUAACAAAGGCUCCAUCGGGAGUAGUGCUGGACAAAACUAAGAUUCACACAGACAAGGGGCAGUACAGAGAGGAGAUAGAAUUUGAAAAGACAAAGGAAGUACUGGGCAGAGGAAAUUCGGCUGGAGAUAUUGUGGUUAUAAAGGACAAAGGAACACAUGCUGAUCAUGCCUUAAAAACAAUACUGAUCUCAGUUUUCCGUCCGGAGGAAAUUAAAGCUUGGGUGGAUUUAAGUGAGGAUGGAAUCUGUCCAGAACUGUACCUGUUCAGAUUGGAAGGAAACAGAGUGGUCGUGCAUAUGGAAAAAUUAGAUAAUGCCGUGACUUUAAACGAGGUGAUAAAUGUCCACAUGAACACAAUCAGACAGACCAAUGUGGCCCUGAUGAAGCCUUUCUCUCUCAGUAUUUUUCAUAACAUCCUCAACAUUGUACAGAGCAUGCAUGAGAAGGGAUGGAGCCACAGAGACCUACACUCUGGGAAUGUUAUGUUACAGAAAGGAUCUGACUAUGAAUUAAAAGUGAAAGUACUAGACUUUGGGAAUGCUGGAAGGAUAGAAGAUAAGGGGGGAUAUCAUGGGAUAAAGUCUGAUAUCCUUAAUGCUGUGAGGAACUUUAGUGCGCUGUACCUAGGAGAAGAAUUUGAAAGUCAGGUUGAUCUAGAAAGAAACUGGAGAAAAAAAAUACUAGAUAGGAUGCAAGGCUUGCCCAAUGAAGAAAAAGCUGAAAUGUUUUGUUUGUUUGAAACUGCCCUAAAAGUGGUUACAGCAGAAGACAUUGGUAAUUUGAAACAGUUCGUUGAUGAAAUGGCGUUGAUUGAUGGAAAAGUGAAUGGAAUUAUGAAAGAAGUGCUGCCAAUUAUUUUCCCCGAAGUAUCUGACCAGAAUAAUGAAUCGGAUACUGAGGAUGCUGUUGAUUUUGCCCCGGUCAAUUUGGACAGAUUCAUGAAGAAGCUGAGGGAAUCCAUAAUGAUUGGUUACUAAAAUUGAAGUCUGCUAAACUUGCCAUGUAUGGGUUGUUUGCUUCUUCUACUUAUUGCGCUGUAUAUGUGAAUAUCUGCCUCACUUUCAUGGGGACAUUUAAGGGAUUACUUUGUCUGUCCGUCCAUCUUAAAACUUUGUAGCGGUAAAUUCUACGACUUUGAUAUUUAAUUUGUGUAUUCCUUUAUGAGAGGACCACUUAAUUAAUCUGUAAUUAAUGAUGACAUUAAUGAUGACAUCACAGGCAACACACGUUCUUAGGAACACUUCAGUUACAUUCAAUGUUUGUUGGAUUAGUGGCAGCAGAUUAACCCCACCCCCAUGUAAAUCAAAAGUGCUUGAAUUAUGGGAUGGAAAUAUUUUAAGUUUUUUUCAGUAUUAUUAUAAUUUGCAAGUGGAGUGUUAAGAGCUUUUUAUUGUUUAUUUGAUAAUAGAAUUAUAAGCUUAUUUUUAUGGAGAGUUUUCCAAGACGUCAUUGUUAAAACCUGUAUUAUGACUAGUCUCAAUUUGUAAAUAAGUACAUUGUCAAAACCAUUGCCUGCUUAUACCUGUUACUUGUACUAUGUAUUUUAUCUUAGUGUGGAGUCCACAAAAUCUCUAGUUACGAAAAUCUCUAGUUUUUUAUUGUUUUCAUUAACUGUUAAUUAAAGGGACUGGUUCACGUUUUUCGAAAGAAAUGUUUUUCAUUUUUUGUGUUAAAAAUUAAAAAUAUAGCUCAUUUAAUGUUGACAACCAAAAUUUGGACCUUCUGAAUGCAAGGAUAAGAGCAGUAUCUUAGCUUUGAUUCUGUGUUAUGUAAACAAAGACUCCAGUCUUUUUAUGUAAACAAACAAAUCAGUGAAACGUUAAUUUUGUAAUUUAAAGCAUCUUCAUUUUGUACAAUCACAAAUUUUAACUUUUAAAUGACAAAUUUUACCUAAAGUAUGCUUGAGAAGUGAUAUGUAUAAUAAACUUGGAUCAAUAUUUUGAAAACCCCGUAAACAAUAACACCCCUCAAUCUUUGUUUUCAAAACAAAUAAUAAACUUUCUAUAAUGAGCUUCUGUCAUGAUGAAUAACCUUAAUUUUUUUUGUGAAACCUUUUAAACAUAUUAGACAGUAUAUUUUGAUCAUUUAAAGUGAAAAACAAAAUUUUGAGGAAAAUCAUGAAUCAGUCCCAUUAAUGUCCUGAAAUCCUAAUCUGUUAUAAGUCUUUGGUAAGACUGCUAGUCAGUUAAAUUUCUCCCAAGGUCUAUAUGGUAUCUCUUUACAAGAUACUAUUAAUCAAAGUCCUCAAUUGAAGGUGCUGUACAAAAUCUAUGGUUCAAAUGAAUUUUAGAAUGUGUUUUUUAAAGCAUGUUAUACGAUAAAAGAAAUGAAGUAUGAAGGGCUAUUUUGCUCUAUAAUACAGGUGUUCAUGUAGUUAAUACAUGCAUUGUCUUAGAUUAUAUCAUAUUUUUUAUGCUCAAAAUUUUCAAAUCAUAAAAAAUGUUCAUGUUUUCAAUAGUGCUAUUAUAGAGUUACAUAGAGAAUAAUAUAUACCCUUUACCAAAUCACGCUCGAUAUCAAUCUGAUAAGCCAACGUCAGCCCGGGGACUAAUAUUGGUCGAGGAAAGAUGUAGGAUGUGCUAUGAGCAAGGGUUUGUUUUGUUACAUGUAUAUUUCAUAGAAUACAUACUUAGUGAUGACAUACAGAAAUGAAAUAACGGAAGAUUUUGGAAAUGGGAAUUCUGAGUGGUAAACCCCCAGGAGUUCGGCAAGGGAUGUAUGCUUGACAUUGGUCAUCCAUUAUGGACCAGUAAUAAUUAACUAGUCAUGAUAUCGCUAUUGUUAUGUCACAAUGAAAAAAAAACCUUUGUAUGUAUCUCUAAGUAUGUAAUGAUUGCUAUGAAAUAGAUUUGAUGUAAUUCUUUAAAUCUUUUUUUAAAAAUAGAAAUAUACAUAUACUUAAAUUUUGGCUAAAUGACAAUCUGUGACCUGACUUAUUUUUUUUGUGUUAUUGUUAUUUGUUCAUAAUGACAGGGUAAUAUGAUUAAGUGUAGUGUUGUUCUAUGCACAGUUUCUUCAGAUCAAGAAACAUUGUGUAUAUACUUAUAUUUAGGUAAUAAAUGUUUGGGUUGUUUCUGUUAUUUAUGGUGGCAUACAACAAUGUAAGCAGGAGUAAUUUUGUAUUUAUAAAUUCAUAUUUUGUGUUUGUAUAUAUUACCGUAUAGUGGUUGUUUUUUCCACUGGUCUAAAAUUUGGCAAUUUGCUGGCUUAAAGGUACAUUUGUAUGCUAAUAAUUUCAGCGGAAUAAAUUUUGGCAGACAUGGAAGAUAUAUCAUUACACUGAUCUGUUUUAUUGUCAGUACGUGUCUAUGCAAACUAAUUCAAAAUGUUCUCAUGUGUCUGGGAAAGUAUUUUUACAUAAAUCAAAAUCUGUGCUCUUUAAGCUUAUUUUUUUUCUCUUAAGAUAUUUCCUAUCUCUGUGAAUAUAAUGAUAAUUGUAAAAACUGAAGUCGCAAUUGGGUGCAUAUUUGGUGAGUGAAAUUUUGGCAGAAAGCUAUCUAACCGCUGAAAUAAGCCAAAUUCAUCACCCUAUGGAAAAAACCGCUAUAUGGUAUAUAUUGAUACAUGUACGUGUAGAUAGAUGUUUUAUGGCAAGUUGAAAGGCCAAAUUUUUUUUUAUCAGGAAAUAUAAUACAUUGACACAAUGUAGACUUAUUACUGACAAAACACUAGUAAAUGUAAAUCAUAAGAUAUUAAAAACAGAAUGUAAAAUUUAUUUUUUAUAUUUUGCAUACCAAGUUUGAAACAUACUUUUUAAACAAUGAAGCAAUUUACCACACAUGUAGAUCUGCUCUAACCUUUUUUUUUUUUUUUUUUUUUUUUUUUUUUAUAUAUCUAUCCAUGUUUUAAAAAUCUGAUUGAUGAAAUAUUCUGUAUAUGUACACUGAUAAGUCUUAUUACACUGAUCUGUUUUAUUGUCAGUACGUGUCUAUGCAAACUAAUUCAAAAUGUUCUCAUGUGUCUGGGAAAGUAUUUUUACAUAAAUCAAAAUCUGUGCUC